Molecule: messenger RNA, 2143 nt
Organism: Xiphophorus hellerii (green swordtail)
Lineage: Eukaryota; Metazoa; Chordata; Actinopteri; Cyprinodontiformes; Poeciliidae
Gene: arl10
Product: ADP-ribosylation factor-like 10
Exons: 4
Coding region: 175-846 (223 amino acids)
Molecular function (GO): GTP binding; GTPase activity
Source: RefSeq, a predicted model, not a curated record
GAAAACAAAAACAGGCAGAGAGAGAGAGAGCGAAAGAGAGAGAGAGAGAGCGAAAGAGAAAGAGAGAGAGCGGUCCCAUGUAGUCAGUAGGGCAGCGAAACCUGAAGGAGCAGGAAGCUCCACGUGCAAGGUCCCGUCCACCGGUCUUUGGUUCCGGUUCUGCCCACCUCACACAUGGUUCUCCUCCGGCAUAUCUCCAUCGCCUUGACCGCCGCCGUGGCCGCCCUGGGCUCAGCUCUCUUCAUUGCCCUCAACUACUUCUACAAGCGGCGCGUAUGGUCCCCGCAGGCGGCGUACUGCACCAUCACAGAGGAGGAAGAGGAGCGCGAGAAGCGGCAGGUUCUGGUUCUGGGCCUGGAUGGAGCCGGGAAGAGCAGCAUGCUGCAGGGUUUGACUCCCGGGGAGUCGGCAGCCAAAAGGGGCCGAUGCCGGCCCACCCGCGGGUUCAACUUCAUGAGCCUGGAUGCCCCCAGCUGUCAGCUCGACUUUCUGGAGAUUGGUGGUGGAGAGGACCUGCGACGGUACUGGGGGGACUACCUGAGACGGACCCACAUUCUAGUCUAUGUGGUGGACUCGUCGGACAGGCGCCGCCUCCCAUUGGCUAAGGCUGAACUGCACCGCCUCCUGAGGGUGGAGCCACAGCUGCCUGUUGUUGUCUUGGGAAACAAGCAGGAUAAACUGAACGCCUUGAGUGUGGCAGAACUCCACGAAGCCUUGUCUCUGGACGUCGUGACUGAUGACAGGAAGCUGUUCCUCCUCGCUGCCCAGCUGGAUGCCGAGGAAGCCAAGAGGAAGGCCUGCCAAGGUCUGGACACCGUCCAGGACCUCAUCCUACAGCUCGUCUGAUCUCACCUGGACAUGGGCUAACUGAGCCAGAAAUAGAGCCUAUAAGAACAUGGUUCACCCCUUUUCCUGUUUGGUGAGAGGUCUGCGCCAGACGAGGAGAUGAUAGACGGAAAAUCCUCCACCACCAUGGAGCUUUCAUACAAACAGCAGAAGAAGAGGAGAAACACAAAAUGUGGAAUAGGAGAUGAAGUUUUGAUGAAAUCAGGUCAAACUGUACCAGGUCUACUAAAGCUAAGUCAUUUUUAACCAAGACAUUGUAACAUUUUAUCUGGAGCUGCGCACAUAUUUUUUGUUGGUUUCUUGUAGAUGUUUUUAUGCACAGAGAAGAGAUUAAAGUGUUCAUUCUCCUGUAGAUUAAUGAAUGACACAAGCUCUAUGAAAUGAUUUCCUAAGGGGAUAAUUACUGACUCCUGUGUUGAUAUUUUAUUGAUGGAGAUUAAAAAUGGAGGCCUAUAACACUUUAUACAACAGCCUUGCUGUAGCUAUAUAAAGACAGUUUGCUGUUGGCGAUUGUAUUUAAGGGGAAACUAAAUGUAUUUCCAGUGACUUUAAGUGUUUGUAUUACAUAAUAUUCUUAACUUUGUAAUUUCCCAGCAUUUGUUAGCCUGGUAAAUAUGCAAAGAUAUUACGAAGAGAGCUAAAUCGCAAAUUUAGUAGAAGGUCAAGAGGUGUUUGAUAAAAAGUUCCUGAAUAUUCAUUUUAGCAUAUUUUUACCUUUUACCUGAGAGCUUUUGAAAAUGAACCAGAUACCCACUUUGAUUUAUUAUGGAAUAUUAUUACUCACUAUAGGAAUAACAAUCAACUUUAAACACUGUUUUAAACUCAAAAUUAAUGUUUUAUCAUUUUACUGGAGUUUUGACACCACUUAUGUUUGUACAAGUUUGCAAUUUAGUGUUCGCUGGAAAGUAAAUUAGACUUUUUUGUUUUAUGCAUAAAAUAAUGAAUAUAAAAAAUGUUUUUUAAUGAAGACAAUCAGUAAUAAAUUGUACAAUUUCCAGUCCUUUCUGCAACAUAGAGACCUUCUCUUUCACACAAAUGAGGUUGAAUUGAUAUAUUAGGUAAAGCGUUGCUGUAACUUUAAUCUGACAUCUAAAAUGUAAUUUGUAGCUAAAAAAGGAUUUUAUAUUUAUUUGUGUUUUUUUUCCUUGUAUUUUUUUUCUAUAUGUUGUGCUGAUUACAUGUUUUAGUCUAAAGAAAUUUGAUUGUAUUCUAGUUUAAAAUUGAACUUAAAUAAACUUAUGUGAAUCUUAUCUUUUCUGUUGACUGCUGCUGUGUAAAUAAAAUAGUUUGAAUGACU